GAAGAAGAAGAAAGAAAGAGAAAAAGAAAACAAAAGAAAAACAGAAGUGAGGGGGCUGCUCGUUGGGUCACCUUAGAUCAGGCCACCUUGGUAUCAGGACCCAUCUGGGAUAAAGUGAUCAGGACAAGCCUCUCAGAUUAGGUUACAUAUUGAAGACCACCGUGUGACAAGUGCUAGAAGGGACAAGCAGGAAGCUCUAAGGGCACUUAACUCUGGCCCAGCCUUAAGGGGCAGGAAGCUGAGAUCUGAAGAGUGAUGAGCAAGACAAUGGGACUCGGCUCCUUACAUUGCUUAUAGGUGGUGAUCUGGUAGGUGGGGGCAUUAUCAGGGGUCAGGGAAGGCUUCCUGGAGGAAGUGGUGAUUUCAUACAGCCCCAAGGGCUGAGGAGGAGUUUUCAUCCUUUAAGAUGGGUUGACUGGGUUUGAGAAUUCUUUUGCAGGUGUCCUGGAAACCGCGCGGUCAAAGGGCGGAGCUGAGUGGCCAGACAGAAGAGGCCCCCACCAGUGAGCUCUGCUGUUCCUCUGGGAGCCAUGAAGCUGAACGAGAGGAGUGUGGCCCACUACGCACUGAGCGACUCCCCAGCAGACCACACGGGCUUCCUGCGCACUUGGGGGGGCGCGGGGACUCCACCCACCCCCAGUGGUACUGGCCGAAGGUGCUGGUUUGUCCUCAAGGGCAACCUGCUGUUCUCCUUCGAGAGUCGGGAGGGCCGAGCCCCGCUGAGCCUAGUGGUGCUGGAGGGCUGCACCGUGGAGCUGGCCGAGGCACCCGUGCCUGAGGAGUUCGCCUUUGCCAUCCGCUUCAACGCCCCUGGCGUGCGCCCACACUUGCUCGCAGCAGAUGGGCCUGCGGCCCAAGAGGCCUGGGUGAAGGCCCUGUCCAGGGCAAGUUUUGGCUACAUGCGUCUGGUGGUGCGCGAGCUGGAGAGCCAACUGCGUGAUGCCCGCCACAGACUGGACCUGCAUCGCCGCUCAUCCUGGAAGGCUGUUCCCAGGCGCUUUGAGCCUCAGGCUCCUGCCCACUGGUCUCCCGGCCUGGAGAAUGGCCACUCCCUCUCCAGAGACUGCAGCCCUUUGGGCUUGGUGGAAGAAGGGGGCAGCAGGCCCACAGGGCGGGGCAUGGCUGAGUGGGAGUUGCAGGGCCCUGCCAACUUCCUCCUAGGCAGGGGGCAGAGCCCUGUGUCCCCUGAGACCUCCUGCUUCUCCACCCUGCAUGACUGGUAUGGCCAGGAGAUUAUGGAGCUGAGGCGGGUGUGGCUGCAGAGAGCCCAGGGGAGCCAGCCAGAACAUGAGCAACAGGACAGGCCCUGAGCCUUGGCCCUUCGGGUUCAGCCCUUGUCUUGCUGGUCAGGACAUCAAGGCCAGUCUUUUUUCAAGAGUUUAAUGUUUACUGGUUUCUGAAGGUUUUUUUUGGGGGGGGGGGGCCUCGCCUGUGGCAUGUGUAAAUUCCGGGGCCAGGGAUCCAACUUACACAGCAGUGACAAUGCUGAAUCCUUAACCCGCUGAGCCAUCAGGGAACUCCUAAAGUUCCUUUUUGAGGAGAGCUCGCUCCUUCCUGCUCUGUAGGUUUUCUCCAGGUUCCCAAUCCACCCCUAUGCCUGCAGGGGACUAAGGAAUCAUUAUUUUCAAGCCGUUUUAUUCUUGACGCCCAGCGAGGGGAGGUGGCUUGCUCAGCAGCCAGAGUGAGAUCCAGGUCUCCUGACUCCGCUGGACUGCCCCUGGCUCAGGGGACACUAAUGGAAUGGAGGAAGUGGGGAAUAUUACAUGGCCCCAGGCUGCACUGCCUCUCACCUACACAUGAUACUACAGACACAGUUUCCAAUAUGAGGAGACUCCUGUACAUUUAAACACCAGAAAUUGGCUGCAGUGUUGGCUUGAGGGACUGACACUGUUGAGAAAGUGGAUUGACCGUGUCACAAGGGCCUCUGGGGCCUGGCUCAUCCUGAGUGGUGGCAGACUGUGCAGGGGACUCCCCCUCUGCAAUUGGGACAGGGCUCUUUGGAGGGAGAGGGCCUUUAGCCAGUAAAGAGGGAUUUAUUCGACUCGGAAAGUACUAGGCCCCCAUCUUUCCCUGGCUGCCUUGUGUACAGAUGGUGCUUUGUCAUUGUCUCAGGAGGGGCCAGUACCUUUUACAUGUCAGCAGAAAUCCUGCUUGUACUCUUUCCUCGGCUGCCAAGUGGGAAGCUAAAGAAGUGGAGAGGCAGUGAGGCUCCCUGGGGAAGCCAGUUUGUUACUUUGGUUUUCCGUUCUGGGCAUACUAGGCACUCAGGCAUGGGAUUCCUGGCACCCUGUGGUAAACUCUUCUCUCCUGGCUGGGCUCCCAAAGAGGUGUUCCUGUUCCUGAAACCCCCUGGGAACUCAUUCACCACCGUGCUUGUCACCCAGUGUGUAUCUGCCAAGACCACCUACUCUCACCAGAAUGGAGCCAAGCGUUUCCUUUACCAUCCAUUGUUCUGAGAGGCCCGGGUGGCUGGGCAGACAGAGCCAGAGGCUAGACCAGCCUGACACCCUGAGGGUACAGUGGCAAGGGCUGGAUGGAAGAUGCAGAACCUGGUCUUGUCACCCCUCCCCCAGUAUACACACUCUCCACCUUCUUAGCCUCUCUCCCUUUGGGGUCCCCCUAGGUGGGGGCCUAACUAGGCCUAGAGGCUUUGGCUCAGAGCCUUUUAGGUCCGGGAGGAUCAGAUGCUGCCCAGAGUCCAGGGCUGGUUCCCAGGAAGCUGUCUUCCCAGUCCUGUAUGGGAGCGUCACAGCCCACUGCACCUUGUUUAUACACAGAAUCUACAGGCUUUUAUUAUCUUUCCUACUGUUACAGUGCUUUUUAUAUAAUUAAAACACCAUGUUUUUUUAUUACCCA
Phacochoerus africanus (Common warthog) is the source of this 2856-nucleotide messenger RNA. It is a transcript of the gene PHETA2, whose product is annotated as PH domain containing endocytic trafficking adaptor 2. Bases 531 to 1310 code for a protein of 259 amino acids. Gene Ontology annotation, biological process: retrograde transport, endosome to Golgi; receptor recycling; endosome organization. Gene Ontology annotation, cellular component: trans-Golgi network; early endosome; recycling endosome. The record is from RefSeq and is a predicted model, not a curated record. The transcript has 2 exons. Lineage: Eukaryota; Metazoa; Chordata; Mammalia; Artiodactyla; Suidae.